Naegleria gruberi is the source of this 8145-nucleotide messenger RNA. RefSeq lists its product as uncharacterized. The record is from RefSeq and is a predicted model, not a curated record. Bases 1 to 8115 code for a protein of 2704 amino acids. NCBI's taxonomy places the organism in Eukaryota, Heterolobosea, Eutetramitea, Acrasida, Naegleriidae. The transcript has 9 exons.
AUGCCUGCAGGUACUGUGUUGGGUUCUUCAACUGUGUCUCGUACAGGCUUUACAGCCAAUAUUUCCCUCUUGAAGGGAGGCACUAUUAGUCAAACUGUUAUAGGUGCUGUUAUUUCAAGUCUUGUUGUUGCCAGUGUUGUUGCUACCAUCUUGAUGGUAACUUUGAAUGCAACAGUUUACAAUCCUGUUGCUGUGGAUGAUUAUUAUCAAGUUUAUAAGAAAGUGCCUUCAAAUUUCUAUCCACUUUCUAAUGAUUAUGAUACUAGAUCUUCAAAUUUAACAAUUCUCAAUAUUACUCAACCUGCUCAUGGUAAAGCUGUGUUAUCUGCCAAGAAUACAAUUGUUUACACAUCAAGUGGAAGUUUUGCAGGAAAUGAUACAUUAGAAUAUACCAUCACCAAUUCAUGGACUGUUGCCACAGCAAAAAUCCAUGUCCAAGUUUUGAAUCGUGCUCCAGAUGUUGUUGAUUUGCAAUAUACAGUCAAUAAGAAUUCAAAGAAUAAUAAUUUUGAUGUUUUCAACUUUGUUACUGAAAAUGGAGGAAUGACUUCUGAUGUAGAUGGAGAUACACUUUUUAUUACUUCAUUGGGUGGUUCUGUUUCUGAGGGAAGUUCCAUUUCAUUUGAUGAAUUGUUUGUUUAUUAUACUCCUGCUUAUGGCUUUAAUAAUGAAGAGCAGCUUAACUAUACUGUAUCAGAUGGUUAUUCCAAUGUAACAGCUACUCUCAAGAUUAUUGUUGCAAAUGAUGCCCCAACUGCUGAGCCAGAUUCCUAUACUGUUAAUAAGAAUACCAUGGCAACUUUGAGUGUCUUGUCAAACGAUUAUGAUAUCAAUGGUGAUAAUAUUACAAUUGUUUCAGGUUCUACUGGUCUCGGUUCUACUGGUACUGUUCUUGUUGGUGCUCAAGGUGCUUUCUUGCAAUAUAUUCCAAAGCCAUUCAUUUCAACUCCUGCCAGUGAUGCUUUCGAAUACACUAUUACAGAUGGAGCACUCACAAGCUCUUCAUUUGUUUUUAUCAAAAUAGUCAACUUGCCUCCUUCUGCAAAGGAUUUGACUAUUGAUGUUCCAAAGAAUUCAAAGAAUAAUCUCAUUGAUUUGACUUUCUCUGAUGAAGAUAUCUUGGAUACUGUUACGUUGACUCCAACUACCAAAUUGACUCGUGGUUCUUCCUCCUUGUCUGUUGUUACUUCUGUUAAAAGCGUUUACUAUCCAAGUGGUGACUUUUAUCAAGUUAAUAGCAAUGCCUAUACUCUUCUUUACACUCCAGAGCAAGGUGUUGUCUACUCUGAAUCCUUCAAAGUCAAAGUUAGUGAUGGUGUUGAUUCUGUACUUGCCACUAUUACUAUCAAUGUAGUUCCUUCUCCUCCUAUUCCAGUCAAUGAUACAGCAACUUGUCAAAAGAAUGGACAAGUCACUGUCGAUGUUAUCAGCAAUGAUUACAGUCAAUCUGGUGAUGUCUUGAAGCUUAAUUUUGUCUCUGCUACCACUUUGAAUGGAGGUAAAAUUACCAGACUAGACGAUAACAAUACCCUUUAUGAACCAGCUCAUGAUUUCACAGGUGAAGAUGUUGCUUCAUACAUUGUCAUUAAUACCAAUGCCGAUGGAAGCACUGAAGGCACAUUCAAUCGUACUGGAUAUGUAAUUAUUAAGGUUGUUAAUACUGCUCCUGUUGCUGUUGCUUCAAGCUUUACAGUUUCAAAGGGUUUAACUUCUUCUAUUAAUCCAAUCUUGAACAGUUAUGAUCCAAAUGGUGAUAAGAUUACUUAUAAUAGUUUUUCUCAAAGCACGUAUGGAUUGUCUAUUAGUUUCACACCUGGUAAUGAUUAUGCUAAUUAUACUGCUUUGUCUUCAGUUUAUGUUGACUAUGUCGAAUUUGAUGUUGCUGAUGUUGAAAAAUUAGUUUCCAAUAAGGCUGUUGUCACUGUUCAUGUUGUCAAUGAUGCUCCUGUUCCAGUUGAUGAUUUAGCAACUUCAUUUGUUUCCUUCACUCCAAGUUCUUCUGGUUUGGGAGUUCAAAACUUUACAUACACUUGUACUGAUGGUCCUUCAACAAGUAAUAUUGCUUCUGUUUCUAUUACUGUUACAAAUAAUGACAAGCCACAAGAUAAGACCAUCUCAAAGACUGUUCACUGGAGCACUCAAUCCACUGGUUCUGUAAUUAACAUUUUCAGUAUUGCUCAACCUGUUGAUAACGAUGGUGAUUCAUUGUCAAUUGUUACCACUCCAGAUCAAGCUCCAGCACACGGUAGUAUUACAAUCUCAAAUGGUGAUGCUACUACAAUUCCAAACGUUAUUUACAAGCAAAAUGCUGGAUACUUGGGAAGUGAUUCAUUCAAGGUUCAAAUCACUGAUGGUUCAAGCUUUUCUAUUGUCACUGUCAAUGUUAUAGUUUAUGAUAACGCUCCAGUUUCAAAUGAUAUCUCUGAAACAAGACAUUUUACUGAUGUAAGCAAUGGAUAUACUAAGAAUGCUAUUGCUUGGUUCAACGUCACUGAUUCUGACUCUGAAGAUACAGUUGUUGUUAAGGGAGCCUCAACUUCUAGUUGUGGUUCUGUUUCCUACACCACCUCCACUGUUACUUUCACUAGUGCAGCAGGAAGUACUGGUGUAUGUGUUGUAACUGUUACUUUUACUGAUGGCUUAUUGAAUAGUGUUGCCAAAUGGAAUAUCGAUGUACAAAAUUCCGCUCCAAUUGCCACACCAUUCCCAACAAGUAUUCACUGGACCAAGAAUCAAUCUCUUAUUGAUAUUUCUUCAAGUAUUUCCGAUAGUGAUGGUGAUUCUGUAUCUUUCUCAAUUUCUGCAUAUGACAGCUCUUAUGGUACUCCAACUAUUAAUUCUGAUAAGGUUAUUGUUUGGAAUCUUCCAAAAACUGUCAAGUUAGGAGCUUCUCAAUUGACCAUUUCUUACACAGAUGGUUGGAUCAGUAAGACUGCCUCCUAUCCUGUUACUAUUCAAAAUUACGCUCCAACAGCAGUUUCAAAGAAUAUUGUAUCCAAGUGGUCCACUUGUGUUUCUGGUAUUUCCAUUGACAUUUUGAGUGAAUGUUCGGACUCUGAUGGUGACAGUUUGGCAUUUGAUACCACACCAAUUGUUUCAGCUCCAUCACAAGGAUCUGCCUCUGUUGUUUCAUCCAAGUUGGUUUACAAACAAUCAAGUGCUUCUAUUGGAAAUCCACCAACCCUUGGAGCCAAGACAUUCACUUACAAGGCAUAUGAUGGAGCUCUCUACUCCUCAGCUUCCACUGUUACAGGUGUUAAAUAUUUGAGAAGUGCAUUUGCAUCAAGUGAUGCUUGUAAGGUUAUUCUCUCAGAUGGUUUUGAGUCAUCUUCUGCCACAUUGACCACAAACUCUUACAAUAAUGCUCCAGUUGCUGCCAAUCUUACCUUGACCUACUCUGGUGGUAACAUUCAAUAUGGUAUCACUAUUGACGUUAUUUCUUUAGCAACUGAUUCUGACAUUCAAGAUGUUCCAUAUUUGAAGAUUGAGAAUGUAGGUUCUUCAAGCAUGUUUGGCAGUGGUGCUGCCCAACCAUCUGACGGUAAAAUUGUCUAUUUCCCUGACCCAAGCUUAGUCAAGUCAUUGGGUGUUGACACUGUUCCAUAUACCAUUAGUGAUGGAUUGACUACAUCAAUUGGUUACUUGAAGAUUAACAUUACAUCAACUUCUCCAUCCAGUACUGAACAAUACUACAAUGUUCAUUUCAGAUACUCAAGUGUUGGAUAUGUAUUCUUACCUCUCGAUAAGCUUUCAGAGACUGGUACAACUCUCGAUCAAACACCAUUAUCUGAUCCAAACCACGGGGGUAUAGGAUCAUUGUCUGUUUCUUCAAAUAUUGCCACAUUCACUGCAUCCAACACUGUUGGUGUUUACACUGCUAACUACAGAGUUUCUGACUCUAUGAAGAGCUCAACUAGUUCAAUCUCUGUAACUGUUGUAAACAACGCUCCAACUUCUCAAACCAAGACUAUUUCAGUUCCAUGGAGAACUUUCAAGGCAGGUAUUGAAAUUGAUAUCUUAAAUUAUGCUCCAGCUGAUUAUGAUACUGAUGGCGACUCAUUGAGUUUGGUUUCAAUUGCUUCUCAACCAAGUGUUGGUUCCGUAACUGUUUUGGAUAGCAAUGCAGGUACUGUUGCUUUGAGUGGUGACAAGAAAUCAUUCACAUUCACCAAUUCUAAUGGAAACUCUGCAUCACAAUUCUUCAACUAUACUGUAACUGAUGGAAUGGGAGUUUCUGCAUCAAAGGGAAUCUUUGUUACUAUUUCCAAUAGCGCUCCUACAGCAACUCCAUUAACAUUCAGUCGUCACUGGGCUAAGUUAUAUCCAUCAAGCUUAGUCAGUUCAUACAAUGGUAUCGGAGAUUACAUUGUUAUUUCUAAGGGUUCAACCAUUUGUAAUAACUUUGCCAAUUUGGUUGUUCCUGGAAGCGUUGCCACUGCUGGUUUCACUGCUCAAGCUCUUAAACCAACUGGUACUUUGAGUGUCAACAACGCUGCCUACUCAUCUGUUGUUACAUCUGCCUCAAAUCUCUACCAAUAUCUUUCACAAAAGUCUUGUGUUGCCUCUCUUGAUCAAAACUUCCCAUCUUCAGGUGUUUUGUCAUUUACUCCAGGUGUAUAUUGUUUCUCUCAAGGUCUCAAUGGAAAUGGUAAAAUUGAAUUGAGUGGAAGUGGUCUUUUUAUCUUUGUUGCCACCACAAAUUUGAAUGCUAACUUUAGUUGGAGUUUCAAGAAUGGUGCUAGUUACUUGAACGUUUUCUGGAUUGUUGGCGCUGCAGGUAUUCAAGGUACAUUCUAUGGACAUGUCCUUACCUAUGGUCAACUUAACUUCAAUGUUGUUAACAUGUAUGGUGUUAUCAUGAGUUUGGGUUCUAAUUCUUUGAAUUUGAAUAAUGUUAACUUUGGUAGUGCUCAAUUGCCAACAGGUAAUACCGCCCUUGUUUUACAAAGUGAUUUGGUAACUGUUUUCUAUAUGAAUACCUUCAUUAAUGGUCCAGGUACUGAUUCAUUCCAAUACACCAUUACUGAUCAAAUUGCCACCUCUAAUAUUGCCACUGUUAACCUUGUUUUUACCAAUACUGCUCCUCAAGCUACUUCAUUCUCUAAAACUAUUGGUUGGAAGAACACUUUGUCUUUGACAAAUGUUGUUUCUCAAUACUGUUAUGAUGCUGAUAGCGAUUCAUUGUCUUUGUUUGGAGUUGGUCAAGGUUCAUAUGGUACAACAACUGUUUCGGAUUACACUACUGGAUCUCUUGUUUACACACCAAGCUCCUCAAUUUCUUACACAACCACUCUUUCUAAUGGAACACGAUAUGUUACAGACUCCAUUAAGUUUAGUUGUUAUGAUGGUGCUCAAGUUGCAACUUAUGCUACCAUGUCUGUACUUACUUAUGCUACUACUUAUUUGGGAACUUUGCAAUUCUCUUUCACCUUGACUGAUGGUCAAUUAACUUCAACCUACACUUACACUGUUACAAUCACUGGUAAUUCUUUCGGAUGUCUUGAUUACACAAUUUCCACUACAAAGAAUUCUGCUGCUACUCAAUUUGAAGAUGCUUUAAAGACAAGUUUAACAGCAAAGGUUGGUUCUGAACCAGUCACAAUGGCUAUCACUAACACUGCUACUCUUAAUGGUGUUGGUUCCAUCUCAUCCUCUACUGGUAAAUUGACAUACACUCCAGCAAGUACCUCAUCAUCAAAUAGUGAUUGUUAUGCUUCCUAUUCUUUGACAAACACUGCUGGACAAACUGCCAUUUGUAAGAUUAUUAUUGCUCAACCUAAUCAAGCUCCAACCUUGAAUGCUUACACUUAUGUCUAUUCAAUUUCUAGAGCUAGUAAUAAUUAUAUUUCAUUUGAUUAUAUUUCUCUCUCAUCUUCAAAGGAUGCCGACACUGCAGACACUCUAGUUUUGAAGAGUAUUGCAGAUGUUGGAACUUGUAAUAGCACCGUUCUUCAAUCCUUGACAAUUGCCAGCAAUCAAGUCAAGUUUUUGAGAGUAGCAACAUUCCUUGGAAGUUGUAACUUUGUUUUAGCUGUUUCUGAUUCUGAUGCAAGAAAUCCAAUUACUAAGAAUGUUCAAGUUGGAAUUUCAGCUCUUGCUUCUCCUCCUGUUGCUGUCAAUGACUUUGUAUCAACACAAUUCAAUACCUAUAUUGAUAUCUCUGUAUCAAGUUUGUUGAGCAAUGACUAUGAUUCUCUUGGUGGUACAUUCACUUUCACUGGAAUUUCUUGUCCAUCAGGUGAUUCCUCAUAUUGUACAUCAGGCACUCCAGCCAUCCUCAACCCAGCCGAUCCUGCCAACAAUAGAAUUAUCAGAGUUUAUCCAGUUACUGGAAGUUGUAAUACUCAAAAGUUUGUUUACAGUAUCCAAUCAGAUCAAGAUGGUACCUCAGCAUCAGCUGUUGUCUCAGUUCAAUACACCAAGUGUCAAUGCGGUCUUAACUUGGAUAUCAUAUUUGUUAUUGACGGUUCUGGAAGUAUUACAGCUGAUAACUUUGUUAACAUGAAGAACUUUGCUUCCAAUUUGACAACAGGCUUUGGAUCAAACAUCUCUCCAACUGGAACAAACAUUGGUAUUAUUCAAUUUGCCUCAACUAUUACAACUCACUUGGAUUUGAAGUCUGGUACAAGUCAAUCUAGUGUUUUAACUGCCAUCAAGAAUAUGGCCCAAAUUCAAUCUGGUACCAACUCAAUUUCAGGUAUUAAUACUGCAGUUAAUAUGAUGUUGGCCUCUGGUAGAAAGUCAAUUUCUCAAAAGUUAUUGAUUCACAUUACUGAUGGUCUCUCAAAUGACCCAUGCUCUUGUGGUAGCUGUAGAUCAACCUAUUCAUCAAAUCCUGGAAACUAUGGUGUUUCCCCAUCCUAUUGUAAGAGCCCUCGCUUCCCAGGCGCAGAUUGUACUGUUUGCUCGUGGUAUGAUGAUAGAUCUCGUUGUAAUCCAUGUUCUGAUGCCACUGUUAGAUCAGUUGAUAUUAACUCUUGGUCAAUUGGUGGCUCUAAUAAUGCUGAAAUGUCACUCUAUGGCUCAGUUUGGAAUUGGAGACAGCUUGCUAUCGGAAUAGGCUCUGCUGUAACGGAUAGUUAUGGUCAAAUUCAAGUACAAAAGAUGAACUAUGAUCAAAAUAAUCUUGUCUUGGUAAAUUGGAACGAUUUGAGUAACAUUUACCAAACCAUUAUUGAUAACUCAUGUAAUAUUGUUGACACAUCCAAGACCAAUGUACUCGUUCCAUUAGCUAGCAGUGGUUACUCUGUUAAAUAUUUGGGUAAGACCUCUUCUACUGCCACAUUCUUGAACGCUUCCUCUCCAGUUACUGUUUUCACAUACAAUAUUAGUGUUGCUACUGGAUCACCUGCACUUACUAGAUUCACUCUCGAAUUACAAGCAGGAUACAACCAAGAUGCCUUCCAUGAUUAUUCACCAAGCUUCCCUGUUUACAUUGGUGCUGAUCAAAUUACUGGACUCACUGGUUUCACCUACUUGUCAUUGCCUAGCUCAUACACUAUUGCACCAGGUUCCUACAAGAUUUACACACUCAAGAUUGCAGGAGACAUUCCAGAAGGUAUUAUCAAAUUUGGCCUUGCUGGUGGUUCUCAAUAUUCUCAAGGAACAAUUACAGGUCCAUCAGGUAUCAUUACUGCUCCUUCAACUCUACCUCCAAAGGUCAACAUGGUUGAUUAUCCAUGGUAUAGAAAGAUGAGCUGUAGUACAUCAUUGGGAAGAUGUUAUUACUUUACCAAACUUCAAAACUAUUAUGCCGUUGAAUCAAUGAGUAGUUUGUGCAAGUAUUUCCAUCCAAACGCUUCAUUGGUCCAAAUUCAAAGUGCCACAGAAAAGACAUUCUUAGCCAACAAUCUCCUUCCAAAGAAUGAAACCAAUGCCUUCUUCUUAGGUACUAAGGGACAUGAAAUUUCCCAAGGCUCCUUCACAACUUGGUCCGAUGGAAGUACCAUUGUCUAUAAGGAUUGGUACAGUAGUUAUUAUCCAGCAUCUGGUGAUAGUAUUACCUAUGCUUACUUUAUGGGAUCUUAUCCAACAUAUGGUUGGUGGGCUACUACUACUCCUGAUGGAGGUAUUUAUGGUUUGGUUUGCUAUGUUCCGAUAGGACUAGUUAAUUAACCCAUAUAUCUUAAUAAAUUAUUGUUUGUC